AUGAUGCUUAUCAUCGCGGCUGCGGCCGCCAUCUUCAUUCUCGCCUCUGGUGCGGUGCUGUUGUACGGCGCAGCGAGCAUCCUUGCGGGCGGCUUCUUCCGCUUGGCACUUGGCGCAUUGCUGAUGGGCAUGUCGCUCUCCGUCAUCUUUUCCUCCACCGCAAACAUCCUGCUGGCCACUUUUUCGCGCUACGAUCUGGAGCAGAAGCCGCCGAUACUCUUUCUGCGCAGCUUCCUAGCAGCCAUGGGGCAGCCCACCCUGACAGGGGUUAUUGGUCUGUCGCUGGUGGCGCUGAUUUCGAUGGCGGCCUCAAAGGUGCGGGUGAUGGUGGAGGAGAUGGACAUUCUGAUCCGCUCCCACGCCGCGUACGUAGCGCGUAGCGGUCGGUCGGCUGCAGCGUGA
Molecule: messenger RNA, 402 nt
Organism: Leishmania braziliensis MHOM/BR/75/M2904
Lineage: Eukaryota; Euglenozoa; Kinetoplastea; Trypanosomatida; Trypanosomatidae
Exons: 1
Coding region: 1-402 (133 amino acids)
Source: RefSeq, a predicted model, not a curated record